ACCCCUCCUCGCUUUCCCGCUUCGGCCGCGAUGAUGGAGGAGCUUGAGCUGCUGUUGGAGAAUAUCGAGGAGCUGGUGGCGGAUGAGAACCGGAUCGUGAGCGGGGGCAGGGUCACCUACAAGAUGCUGAGCCAGUUCCUGGGCAUUCAUGUCAACCAGGCAAAACAAAUGCUUUAUUACUACGUGGAGCGAAAGCGGAAAGAAAAUUCUGGAGCCCAGCUCCAUGUGACGUAUCUCGUGUCAGGGAAAGCAGUCGAAAAUGGAAUAUCGUGUCACAAGGUAGCAGUGGUGAGAGAAGAUCAGCUGGAAGCAAUGAAAGUGAAGAUGCUGGUGACUGCUAGUGUCCACGUUUACAGCAUUCAGAAAGCAAUGUUGAAGGAUAGCAGCCCCCUGUUUAACACUGAUUAUGAAGCAAUCAAGGAAAAUCUUCAGAACAGCAAUAAGUACAGUGCUAUUCAAUGUGCUGGUGCUGUUCCUCGGUCAGCAGAGGAGAUGGCUCGACUGCAGAAGUCAGUGCAACAGUCCUCUUGGUGUUCAAAUGAGAUGGACAGCAGCAGCAAACCUGUCGUUAAUGGCAACUUGCGCACGGCCCCUAAAAAUGUUCCUCAGCAGCCCAAGGGAAUCAUGGGGAUGUUCUCUGCCAAAUCCACUGCCAAGACACAAGAUAAAGAGGUGAAAGGGGAGCCUGUCGUGGUCAAAGACACAGAAACUGCUGCACCCUCAGGGACUAAAACAACAAACAAAGGGAACAGCUUCACCAACUUUUUUCUGAAAGCCAGUGCUAAGAAAGGUUCAUCUCCAUUCAGUCAAGCCACCGAGGAAGAAGACUUUCCAGCCAAAUCCACUCAGGAAAACCCAGAGAAAGGAGACACCCCUUCAGUUGAAGAUAGCACUGUCAAACCUGUAUCAGACAGCGACAGAGGGGGAGAUGGAGAAAGAUCCCCCACAAGCAUGGCUUCAGCACAGAAGUCACAAGCAAAUCAGGAGAAAAUCCAGACAAAGAAGGACAUAGCGAACAAACAACAAAAAGAUGGACAAAGUAGCAAGAAAACCAAGCGCAAUGUUCCAUUUACCAGUGAGGAGCAGGAGCCUUGUAAUAAACGGAGGAGGAGGAUCAGACAGCCUCAGUCAGACAGUAGUGAUGAUGAAGUAAUCCCAGACUCCCCUGAAGCUUGUACUAUAAGGACUCCAUCCCCAUCCCCUGAAGAACCAACUAGGGAAGAGGAUACAUCACUUCAGUGUCUUGCAGACAUUGAGAUUAAGCCACAACGUUGGGAAAAUGCAGAUGGAUCUGAGAAAGCAGUGGGAGUGAAACGUAGGAAACGGCGACGAGUUCUCAAAUCCAAGAUGUUUCUGGAUGAAGAGGGUGCUAUGGUGACAGAAAAAGUUUAUCAGAGUGAGUCGUGCACUGACAGCGAGGAUGAGUUUGUGGCAAAGCAACAAGAGUCGAAGAAUCUCUUGGGACCCAAACCUACCACCACAAAGUGCACAUUGGGAAGCAAAGACCAGCUAAAGGAGCACAAAGAUAAGAAAGCAUCAGCCUCCAGUAGGGCAGGCAGGCAGGCGUCCAUCAUGGGAUUCUUCAAAAAGGCUGUUUAGGAGCACCUUCCAUCUGGUCUCAUGCUGACCCAAGCUGAAUCAACCAGAAUUGCAUAUGCGUCAACAGUCAUCAUGGACAGACAUUGAGAUCCAAACCAAAGUCUGAAAAGCUAACCAUUGGCUCUCGGUUUAUUUGAAACAAGCUAUAAACAAAAAGAAAACUUGGUGCUGGACAAGUCAGGUAUUGAGGAAGAUCACCCUUAACUGAGCAGCUCACAUACCUCGAGUGGCACUCAAUUUGGAGUGAAGUUACCUCUAGAGACAACUUCUCAUUGCACACUUAAACAUUGUAUAUUACUGUCCAGAGUCUUUAUGCUCUGUCACUGCUUUGGGAAUAAUCUUCAAAACUUUAUUCUAUAUGAUACCACUACUUGGUAUUUCAAUGGGAUGACAUUGACUAACUGGAUCUCUUCAAUUCUCUGAAGUGAUAAUCACUAAUAGUGUUUCAAAUAGGAGCCUUUGCGUGUGAUAGUGACAGGACCAUGGGGUUGGGUUUUAACCAUCGCCCUGGCUGAGUCUGUUUCAGCAGAGUGUGUUUAAAAAUUGAUUGUAAUCAAAAACAGAAGAGGAAAAAAGGCCUGGUUGUUUGUUUUUGAAAAGCAACUUUUGUGAACAAUUUCAGGUGAGUUGAGGUUUUGACAUUUGGGAGGAUAAGCUUCUUUACUCUGUAUGCUGCCUCGGCCUCUACUGUUACAAGUGUUAUUGAUGUACAUUGCUGCCUUGUACUCGUUUUGUGUCCUGGUGAAAUAUCUCAAUAGUCCUGUAAAGUCCUCUGAGCAGGUUAAGGGAUUUUAAGCAACUUUCCUGUAGUGCUACUGUUGUCCCCAUCAUGUUCAACGCUGGGAACAGUUUGAUAGUUUCACAACAAUCCAUGAUUAACUUUCCUGCCUCACCCUCUGUGACCAGGGAAAUGUCUAUAGACUUUAGAGGGCAUUACAGUGUUGUUUGCACAUUUUCCACAAGUCACUGGACAGUGAACAUGAGCACAACACAAUUAAUUUAGUUUCAUUUUCCUUAAUUUGGCGCUAAACCCAGCAUACUUAUUGCCCCGGGUAAUAUAAGCCAUGCCUUCCCACUCUGAUUCUGAUAUGUAACCUGGUCUAUGUAGCUCCUACAUUUGCACCAGAUGAUUACAUUUCUUUACUGAGAUUACCCCCAGCCCAUAUCCCAAGUGAGCUCUAAGGAAUGCUUUCAAUGACUGUUUGUCUGCCAUUGUCUAAAUACAACCUCUGAGACAGGACGUUAAGUUUGCAUUUUCAUUUUACGGUCUGCAUUAAAGAAGUUUAUCCUAACUCUCAACCAGUUCUGUUCAGUUCAACUUUGGGAUCGGGUACACUUAAACUGGUAUUCUUGAGAAGUCUUAAUCCAUAAACGAUAAUGGGAAUUGUGGAGACUGGCAGAGGCCCUGACAAGGUGCAUAUUUGUAAAUGAACAGUGCUGGGGGAGUAUCUCAUCAUUUAUUGUGAUCCUCCAGGCCUAGGUGUAAACUGACAGUGCCUAAAGUUUAUCAAGUUCUCAAUAUCAUGAUAUUUGUGCGAAUAUCCUGCUUUGCAGUGUAGGAACACAGGACACAUGUCCUUCCACAUACUGAUUUAAUUAUUAGUCUGAACUGUCCAAUGCCAGAUUUUUGACAUUUUUAAAUUUCUUCAAUUAAAAUUGUAUUCAUACUAUGUGUCUUUUUCCAGCACAGAAAGCACUGCUUACUACCCCUAGCCAGUUGCAAUUCUGAGGACUGUGAGGAGACGGUUUCUGUGGGAGAAUUCAUUGAUAUAAGAAUUCACAAUCAUGAAGGGGAUUGUCAAUGCAAGAUGCAUGCAAGUUCCAGACAUAAUCUCAUUCGUAUUUCAGGCCUUGUAAAUGGAACUGGGCUAGCCUGGGUGGGGUGGGGGUAGGUGUUGAAGAAUAGGGAGGUAGGUGGAUAGGUGGGUUGGAUGAGUUCUAGAUUUGAGUAACUCAAUUAACAGUUUUCUGUUUUAAAGUUUAUCAUACAUGAAUAAAAGUUCUCUUAAGUAAUCCAUUUCAAAUUAUCUAGUGUAUACCUGCGCAGCAGAAGGUCUUCACUCAAAAGCACUGGAGACAGGCAAUGGUAAUGUCAAUUGGUUGGUAAUCCAGGGUCCUAAGCUAAAGUGGAAUGUGGAUUCAAAUACCUUGGCAGAUGGUGAAAUUUGAGUUUAAUUUUUAAAAGCCUGUAAUUAAAAAUGAGUAGUUGAUGAAGAGUGUAAA
Molecule: messenger RNA, 3822 nt
Organism: Stegostoma tigrinum
Lineage: Eukaryota; Metazoa; Chordata; Chondrichthyes; Orectolobiformes; Stegostomatidae
Gene: pold3
Product: polymerase (DNA-directed), delta 3, accessory subunit
Exons: 12
Coding region: 31-1599 (522 amino acids)
Biological process (GO): DNA synthesis involved in UV-damage excision repair; nucleotide-excision repair, DNA gap filling; DNA replication
Cellular component (GO): nucleus; delta DNA polymerase complex
Molecular function (GO): DNA-directed DNA polymerase activity
Source: RefSeq, a predicted model, not a curated record